AUGACUCACCCGCCUUAUUGGCUUGCGAGCGAAUUCGUUGAUACUAUCAAGGAAGAUGAAUACAAAAGGCUAUGGACAGAAUUCAUACAAAUCCUGGCCCAGGAAGAACUUGAUACCAAACGGGAACCACAGUUAUCAAUGAUAAUGACAAGAGGAUGGGAGAUGGGUACCUUUUGGUAUUCACUUGCUCUCCAAAAUCCUCUUGCCAUUUUCCGCCUAUUUAUUGAUAGGAUUCAAACAAGACUCAUUAGGGAGGACAUAUAUGAACAAUAUGAACAGGAAUACGGUCUUAUUAUGGCAUCACAUUGGGCUUUUGAUAUCACCGAGACAAUGAACAAGAAGGUGGAAGACCGAAGAAAAUACGACAACAAACUCCGGCACACUUUCGGUGAACCAGAACUAUGCGAGUGA
This is a messenger RNA of Trichophyton benhamiae CBS 112371, 411 nucleotides long. RefSeq lists its product as uncharacterized. The record is from RefSeq and is a predicted model, not a curated record. NCBI's taxonomy places the organism in Eukaryota, Fungi, Ascomycota, Eurotiomycetes, Onygenales, Arthrodermataceae. Bases 1 to 411 code for a protein of 136 amino acids. The transcript has a single exon.